CCUAUCCUCCUCCUCCUCCUCUUCCAAUGGCGCAAAAGAUUGGCGCGGAUACACGAUCCUGGCCUGAGCUCCUCGGAUCCGAGCACUGGUCCGGCCUUCUCGACCCUCUCGACCAAUCCCUUCGCGUCUUCCUCCUCCAAUGCGGUGACAUGUGUCAGGUCACCGCCGAUUCCUUCAUCGGCGACGACCACUCCAAGUACCGUGGCAUGUGCCGCUACCGCCCCAGCACCCUCCUCGACCAAGUGUUCUUCCCCUACGCGGCCAACUACGACGUCAAGGAGUACCUCUACGCCAUGUCGCAAAUUCCGUUAUUCCAGACCAAGGAGUCCAAUUGGAUGGGCUACAUCGCCGUCUCCAAGGACUCGUACACGAAACUUACCAGGCGCCGCGAGAUCUACGUCGUAUGGCGCGGCUCAGGACGGCUGUCGGAGUGGCUCGAGGACAUCACGACCGGUCUCGUGCCAUUGGACCCCGACAACCAAGAUGUGAAGGUCAUGCAAGGCUGGAACGACAUCUACACGUUGAAAGACUGCGAUUCGCAAUUUCCAUGCAACGCAACCAGUGCAAGGGAGCAGUUACUGAGUAAGUUAAGCGAGCUAGUGGAGCUAUACAAGAACGAGAGCCUUAGCAUAGUGUGCGUUGGCCACAGCUUGGGAGGCGCCCUCGCCAUCUUGAGUUCUUUCGAUAUAGUGAACAAAGGACUGUCCAAGAUAGAAGGCAAGGAGGAGGAGUACUUCCCAGUAUGUGCCGUGGUGUUUGAGAACCCCAAAGUUGGGAACAAGGCCUUCAAUGAUAGGUUUGAGAAGCUGCCCAACCUUCGAGCUCUACGUGUCCGGAAUUCUUUGGACAUCGUUCCAUAUUGGCCAUUUUCAAUCGACUUCGUUGACACCGGCUCAGUUCUGGACAUAGUGGCCCUGAUGUCGCCCUACUUGAAAAUCCCUGUGAAUUACCACGACCUGCAAGUGGUCCUCCACACGGUGGCCUGGUGGCCCUGGAUGGGCGGCGAGUUCGACUUGGAGGUGAAGAGGAGCCUGGCGCUGGUGAACAAGGGGGGCGUCUGUUGGGCUGAUGGCCCAUAUUCAGCCCAUGUGGGUUUUAUCAGCCCACAGCCCACACUCUCUCUUAACCUAACCCUAAUUAAGAUUAGGGGGGUGUGGUGGCUGCGUUUUAGAGGCAGAUUAAAGCUAUAAAAAGGCAGCAACGAGGCAGAUCUUUGGAGGCCACGGGAUUCCAAAGAGAAGAAGGAGAUCAAGGCAGAAAAGGAAGAGAAAGAAAGGGAAGAAGACAAGGACAAUGCAGAGAGACUGUUCACAAUCAUCUAGCAGUGUUCUCAUCUCAGGUUAGAUCAAAUCUACAGUAGACUCUUGCUGUGAUUACUUGGGGAGGUUUUAGAUAUUGUGGGCAGUGACGUGAUCCUUGUAUCCCAGUUAUUCUCUUGUGAUUGUUGCUAGGAUUUUGGGCAAGAGAUUGAGAUUUGUAUAUUCAUUAUUCUCAUAGUGGAUUAUCUCUAGUUUGCCCCGUGGUUUUUACCCUUCACAUUGAAGGGGUUUUCCACGUAUAUCUUGGUGUUCUGUUUGAUUGUGUUUCCAUUUUAUUCCGCUGCGUAUUUUGGUCUUCUAGUAUUUGUUCCUGUACAAAGGUUAUUCCUCUUUUUAUCCCCAUCAACUGGUAUCAGAGCGGGGUUUU
This is a messenger RNA of Musa acuminata AAA Group (dessert banana), 1686 nucleotides long. Its product is annotated as phospholipase A1-II 5-like. Lineage: Eukaryota; Viridiplantae; Streptophyta; Magnoliopsida; Zingiberales; Musaceae. The record is from RefSeq and is a predicted model, not a curated record. The coding region runs from base 27 to 1190 and encodes 387 amino acids. Gene Ontology annotation, biological process: lipid metabolic process. The transcript has a single exon. Gene Ontology annotation, molecular function: glycerophospholipid phospholipase A1 activity.